AUGAGGCUUCCAUUCAAAGGUGACUCGGUUGCUGAACUAAUCACCAGAAGGCUUAGAAACUCCGUUGAUACGACAUACUUGGCCGCUAAUCUAUGUUUGAGCUUCAACUCCAGCCCCACUAUCAGAUUCUGCUUGAAAGACAAAUUGCCACGUUCUACCACCAGCUUUUGUGUGUACUCAUUCGUAUGCUCGUGCCGAGCAUCAUACGUUGGUCGUACGACAAGGCAUUUGUCGGACAGAAUACGAGAACACAAUCCCGUAUCUCUGAGUGGUAGUGGAAAGAAACCAGGCUCAAGCGCGAUUGCAGCACACUUGGCCGAAACCUGUCAUAUCAUAGACAAGGAGCAAGCCUUCACCAUCAUAUACCGGGUACCUCUGAACGGACCACGACUGGUACGAUCCAAACUACUAUCGAUCGCAGAAGCGAUAGGAAUCCGACUGCUGGAUCCACAACUUUGCAUCCAAAAGAAACUUGUGCGACCUCUGAACUUGAACUGGCCUACGAAACAUCUGGUCCCACAAGAUCUUCAAACAGUGAUGGGUGAAUGGGUGACUCCGUUUACUAUCGUAGUUAGUCCUAUGCAUCACGAGAUCAGUAGAGAUCAGUGA
This is a messenger RNA of Opisthorchis viverrini, 609 nucleotides long. RefSeq lists its product as hypothetical. NCBI's taxonomy places the organism in Eukaryota, Metazoa, Platyhelminthes, Trematoda, Opisthorchiida, Opisthorchiidae. The record is from RefSeq and is a predicted model, not a curated record. Bases 1 to 609 code for a protein of 202 amino acids. The transcript has 2 exons.